This is a messenger RNA of Sipha flava (yellow sugarcane aphid), 754 nucleotides long. RefSeq lists its product as uncharacterized. The coding region runs from base 137 to 556 and encodes 139 amino acids. The record is from RefSeq and is a predicted model, not a curated record. The transcript has 2 exons. NCBI's taxonomy places the organism in Eukaryota, Metazoa, Arthropoda, Insecta, Hemiptera, Aphididae.
ACUGCCGCCGCCGACUGUUUGUGAACGGUCACUGUGAGUCGACGAACCGUUGUUGUGCACUAAAGUUAAUAAGUAUUUUUUUCAAUUUUCUUUCACUGUAAACGUGCGCGAAGAAAUCAUUCGAUCGCAGCGUAUUAUGAUGAGUCGGAUGAACUACCUGACCGUUUGUAUUUUACUCAUCGCUGCUUUAUCAAUGCUGCAGUCACCGGUGGCUGGCAGCUCUAAUCUUGGAGAAGCACUGGUGCAAGCCAAUACCAAUGGAUUCCCAGCUCAACUACUAUACAAUGUGGCCGGCCUACAGGAAGGUAGAUCAGGCAAUAAUAAAGCUCAACUGGCCGAGGCAUUAGAGUCGCCCAAAGUGCAGGAGGCUGCACGAAAAGCGGCUGUCGAAUAUGCUAUCAAGGACUUGCCAGCUGGCCGUGAGAAUACAGAAGGUUACUGUUCGUAUUCGUGGUUGAGAUGGCUACCAUUCUUGGACUGUGACGAGCCAAAAGAGGCCAAGGAGUCACGUCAAACAAUACAACUGAUUAAUACCAAAAGGAACUGUGUGCGCUAACAAAUAAAACGCUGUGGCUACACAUCAAACAGUAGUGUACUAAAACAAUAUACCAAAAUAAAAAUCAACACCAUAAACAAAUGCCAUUGUAACGUCCCCACUAUUGUUACAUCAUUGUAGUUCAUUCCCAGUGUUUCGCGAAAUGAAUUCAAAAUAAAUUGAAUAAAUAAAUAUAAAAAGCAAUAUUUUUAAAAAAUA